Messenger RNA from Vespa mandarinia (Asian giant hornet), 2292 nucleotides. RefSeq names its product bifunctional 3'-phosphoadenosine 5'-phosphosulfate synthase 2-like. Lineage: Eukaryota; Metazoa; Arthropoda; Insecta; Hymenoptera; Vespidae. The record is from RefSeq and is a predicted model, not a curated record. Gene Ontology annotation, biological process: 3'-phosphoadenosine 5'-phosphosulfate biosynthetic process; sulfate assimilation. Gene Ontology annotation, molecular function: sulfate adenylyltransferase (ATP) activity; ATP binding; adenylylsulfate kinase activity.
AAUCAAUAUCACGCAGUAAAAUACAAUAUUAAACAAUAAAAGUUCAAUCAAUAAUGGAAGCUUAAUGCAAGAUAAUUAAUAUUCCAUUGAACUUUAACAUCAAUAGGAAUAAAAUACAUUAUAUCGACAUAGAUCAAUCAUUCUUAUGAUUGUAUCCGAAUUUUAUAUUUUCGUAUUUCCUUUCUAUCGGAGAAUUUACUAUUAUUUCUAUAAAAUUUCGGUUCAGUGAUCAUGGGAAUCCUAACUCGACAAAAAACAGAAAAUCAAAACUCUGCAAGACAGACAAUUGCAACUAAUGUAAGUUCACAAGCUCAUCAUGUGUCUAGAGCGAAACGCGGCCAAGCUGUUGGUACUGUUCGCGGUUUUCGUGGAUGUACUAUAUGGAUGACUGGACUUUCUGGAGCUGGAAAGACUUCGAUAUCGUUCAAGUUAGAAGAAUUUCUUGUAUCCCAGGUUUCAGUAAAGAGGAUCGGGAAGAAAAUGUCCGACGAGUGGCCGAAGUGGCUAAGUUAUUUGCCGAUGGAGGUGUAAUCACUUUAUGUAGCUUCGUUUCACCCUUCGAGGAGGACAGAAGAAUGGCUCGAAAAAUUCACGAAGAUUCGGAACUGCCCUUCUUCGAGAUAUUCGUUAACGCGUCAUUGAAGAUCUGUGAGGCACGAGACGUAAAGGGUCUUUACAAGAAAGCUAGAUCUGGUAUCAUCAAGGCUUUUACCGGUAUCGAUCAAAAGUAUGAAAUACCUAUUAAGCCUGAUCUCGUUGUUAAUACGGAAAAUGCUACGGUAGAGGAAUCUACGGCGAGGGUCAUUGAAUUUCUCGAAAAUCGUAAUAUCAUACCAAAGAUGUACGGAUUAGGAAGAUCUGUUCAUGAAUUAUUUGUUCCUGAAUCGAUGAUCGAGAAUGUUCAAAAGGAGGCAGAAAAUUUACAAGCGAUCGAAAUCAACGAAGUAGAUCUUCAAUGGAUUCAAGUUCUUGCUGAAGGUUGGGCGGCUCCGCUUAAAGGAUUCAUGAAGGAGAAACAAUAUUUACAAUCUCAAUAUUUCAACUGUUUAACGGAAAAUGGCGUACAGAUCAAUCAAUCGAUCCCAAUAGUUCUUGCUAUUAGCGUUGACGACAAGGAACGUUGUCAAAAUGUUAAAUCUUUGACACUGAAAUACAAUGGAAGAAAUCUGGCAAUUCUUAGAAAUCCGGAAUUUUAUUUUCAUCGGAAGGAAGAACGUUGUUCGAAGAUAUUUGGCACGAAUGAUAUCGGUCAUCCUUAUAUAAAAAUGAUAUAUGAAUCCGGUGAUUGGUUGGUCGGUGGUGAACUCGAGGUAAUUGAAAAAAUACGAUGGAACGAUGGUCUCGAUGAAUAUAGAUUGACUCCUAACGAGAUCAGAGAAAAGUGUCGUGAAAUGGGAGCAGAUGCGGUAUUCGCUUUUCAACUUCGAAAUCCUAUACACAAUGGACAUGCUCUUCUAAUGCAGGAUACAAGAAAACGUUUGCUCGAACGUGGUUAUCGUAAACCUGUUCUUCUUUUACAUCCUCUGGGUGGGUGGACAAAAGACGACGAUGUACCUUUAGCAGUCAGAAUAAAACAACAUCAAGCUGUCCUCGAAGAUGAUGUCUUACACGAGGAUACGAUUUUAGCUAUAUUCCCUAGUCCCAUGUCUUAUGCCGGACCAACAGAAGUACAAUGGCAUGCCAAAGGUAGACUAAUAGCCGGUGCUAACUUUUAUAUCGUUGGCAGAGAUCCUGCCGGUAUACCACAUCCAAAUAAAGAUGCUACACCUGAUGGUAAUCUAUAUGAUAGUACUCAUGGCGCUAAAGUACUUUCAAUGGCUCCUGGUCUUCAAAACCUUGAGAUUAUACCUUUUCGAGUAGCUGCUUACGACAUAAAACAACGGACUAUGGCGUUCUAUGAUCCCGAAAGACAUGAAGACUUUAUAUUUAUUUCAGGAACAAAAAUGCGAAAUUUAGCGAAGUCUGGGGAAAAUCCACCAGAAGGUUUCAUGGCACCCAAAGCAUGGAAAAUUUUAUCAGAAUAUUAUCAACGAAUAAAUAACAAUUAAUACUUUAUCGAUUGGUUACGAUUAGAUUUAAAAUAAGCUAUUUCUUCAACGUAUUUAUAUAACAUCAGUUUUUCGAUAUUUUUUAAUAACAAAAUAUAAUAUUACUUAAUAUUCCUAAUAAAGAAGCACUAUAACUAUUUAUUAUCUAAGAUAAGAUCUAACUGAAAUCGAAUUAUAGAUUUACUAGAAGAGUAUUAUCGUUUCUAUAUUUAAAUUACUUAAUCUAUAUUUUUAUAGAGACGAG